Molecule: messenger RNA, 1329 nt
Organism: Oryza sativa Japonica Group (Japanese rice)
Lineage: Eukaryota; Viridiplantae; Streptophyta; Magnoliopsida; Poales; Poaceae
Product: peroxidase 5
Biological process (GO): response to oxidative stress
Cellular component (GO): plasmodesma; plant-type cell wall
Molecular function (GO): heme binding; peroxidase activity
Source: RefSeq, a predicted model, not a curated record
AAGCACAACAAUUCCUCUCUAGCUAAGCCAAUUUACCUUGAUCAAAUUAACAAUUUGGAGGAGGUAGCUAGUGAUCUCUGUCGAUUGCGAUGAAGCUUACUCGCGCGUUGGCCGGCGCCGCCGUGCUAUCACUAUGCUUGUUGCUCGCCGUGCAGCCGGCGGCGGCGGCCGGCGGCAAGGUGGAGAGCACGGUGAGGAAGGAGGUGGUGAAGGCCAUCAGAGCCGAUCCCAGCGUUGGCCCCGCCCUCAUUCGCUUGGUGUUCCACGACUGCUGGGUCAAUGGAUGUGACGGGUCCGUGCUCUUGGACACGACGCCGUUCAACAGCAGCGCCGGCGUCGAGAAGGCGGCGGCGAACAACAUCGGCCUCCGCGGCUUCGACGUGAUCGACGCCAUCAAGGCCAAGCUCGGCGACGCCGUCUCCUGCGCCGACAUUGUCGUGCUCGCCGGGCGCGACGCCACCACCAUCCUGAGCCGCGGCAGGAUCACCUACGCCGUCGAGACCGGCCGCAAGGACGGCGUCGUGUCGUCCGCCGCCGCCGCCGACGCCACCCUCCCGGAGUCCACCUUCGACAUCGACCAGCUCACGGGCAACUUCGCCCGGAAGAACUUCACCGCGGAGGAGCUCGUCGCCCUCGCCGGCGCGCACGCCGUCGGCGUCAGCCACCUCUCCUCCUUCCGCGACCGCAUCAACGCCACCACCGAGACCCCGAUCAACCCGAGGUACCAGGCGGCGCUCGCCGGCGACGUCGAGACCCUGAAGGGGCGGCAGAACGCGACGGACCCAAUCGAGAAGUUCAACAUCCGCGACAUGGACGCCGGGUUCCGGAACGCGUCGGGGUUCGACGCCGCCGGCGUGGACAUGGCGGCUGUGGGCGUGCUCGACAACAGCUUCUACCACGCCAACCUGCAGAACAUGGUGCUGCUCAGGUCCGACUGGGAGCUGAGGAAUGGCACCGAUCCGUCGCUCGGCGACAGCCUGUUCGCGUUCAGGGAGAACGCCACCGUGUGGGAGAUGGAGUUCGCCGCCGCCAUGGCCAAGCUCAGCGUGCUCCCCGCGGAGGGGACCCGUUUCGAGAUGAGGAAGAGCUGCAGGGCUACCAACUAAAUUAAAAUACGAGUAUAUAUACGUAUACUAGUACAGUAGAGGCAUGCACGUACGGUCUCUACUUAUACUAGCGUACGUACGGUAUUUCUCAUUGGUUUAAUUAAUACCUCGCCAAAAUAUAUGUAUGCUAUUUGGAGUGUUCUAUACGUACUCAAUUAAAACGUGUGGCAAGCAAACUCCAUGAAAUAAUGAAAAUAAAUAAAUGAGAAUACCAGUUCAACCA